This is a messenger RNA of Macrobrachium nipponense, 2055 nucleotides long. RefSeq lists its product as uncharacterized. The record is from RefSeq and is a predicted model, not a curated record. NCBI's taxonomy places the organism in Eukaryota, Metazoa, Arthropoda, Malacostraca, Decapoda, Palaemonidae. The transcript has 2 exons. The coding region runs from base 483 to 1736 and encodes 417 amino acids.
AUUCCUUCCUCGCUUUUGGCUAAACUAGCAAAGGGGCAGUUGCGUCAAACGCACCUAAGAUGUUUUCUCGAGAACUCUCGAAUCUUGAGUCAGAACCGACUGAGUUUGCCCAAGACCAAGAAGUCGAGUGAAUGGCCUCGGUUUCUCGGAUUUCGGCGUGACUCAGACUUCCUUUAGGGCCUCGGCGGCCGAAGGAGACUAGCGUAAACAAUUAGGUCGGCCAGACAGUUUCGUUCUCGAAGCGCCUGGGUGAGGUGGCUGCCCCAACCUGCUACCAGCGUCAAUAAGAAAAAAAAAGUGACUGUGGGUCUAAUGACAAGAAAUUGUGUUGUCGAUAAUGACUGUGUUUUAUAAGUUUACUAGAUAAUACGAUAUCAUUUGAUUAUGAGACGACUUUGACGUUAGUUCCGUCAGCAGUGGAAAGGUAACAGAGAAUCUCUGACAAAAAUUGAGUGAUUUUCCACCAAACGCUAUUUAGUACUAUGGAGCUCGGACAUCUCUGGGUUGUCUUUGUUCUCUUCGCCUGUCAGGUGUCGAGGACAUACGGCAUCACGACGAAAACACCUGUUGAGAACAACCCUUCAGGUGACCACACAGAAGGCUACGACGAUCUCCAGCUACCAGAAACGACUCUGAGGUCGGACACCUCGGAAAACCUCUUGGGUUGCGAACACCUCUCGGUCAAAGGGAUAAGCCGCCAGAAUACAAGGAUCAGGGAGAUCAAGGGCAAAGAUUACACGUUCUUCGUCCACCCGAGGGAGGACUUCGUCAGACUUACCUUCAGGCUACGCCUGCAGAACGUCCUGGACGUCACCGACGUCUUCGAUACGCAGGAGACGGUCGAGAUCCACAGGUCCGACCUGGAAGACGUGGGCGGGAACUGGGUGAAGGUGGACGUUCAGUAUUACCGCUACGCCCGCACGGGCCCCAACUACCACGCCCUCAGGGUCACGGUGGGAGCAAACACGCAGGAGGUCGCCACGAAGUAUUGGUGGCUCACGCACACCUUCGAAGGGUUCCUCUUGUCCGCCGAAGGAAGUCUUGACUUGAUCUUCAACUGCUCCCCCGACGAGUAUUUUCCCACCUCGGAUUCUUCCCCUCACGCAGCUGCUGCUUCGUCCUCCUCUUGGGUGUGGCUCUUGGCAGGAUGCCUGGUGUCUUUGGCCCUCAUGCUGGUCGCCCUCGGCUGUAUCGUCUCCAGGUUCAGGAAUCACCGUCAGGGACAGCAGGAAACUUCUUCCGCUGCUAAUUCUCUCGUCUACGAAGAAUUCGACGAGGAAAUGCUGGCCAAAAUCCAACAGAAGGUCGAGGCGCUGAGAGAGGGUCGCGCCAGCAAGAACGACGGGAAAUCGUGCGGCAAAAACGACUACUACGUCAUCGAGAUGGCGCCCAUGAAGAGGAACGCCGAAUUCCCGGGCACCCACAGAGAUCGCUACGACCACUACGACCUCCCUCUCUGCAUCAAGAAGCAGCGACACAGCAAGAGGCUGUCUCUCCAGUGGAGCUGCCUGAGAGACGAAAGUCCCUCGGGUGAGAAUCACUACGAGACUCUCUAUCCUCGGGAUUACUCGAUGCCUCUGGGACGCGACGGAGGAGGAGGUGGUGGUUCAGACGCCCGAGACAAAAGUGCAGCUGGGGACGGUCAGAAGAACCGCGUGCACUCUUGGCACGUAGUGGCCACCGGUACUGAUACAGAUGACGACCACGUCUACGAGAACUUGAGGCCGAGUUCGUAGCCAGAUUGGAGGAACAGCAUCGAGUUCGUCGAUUGUAGAAUCUCGAAUAAGAGCUUCGAAUGUGUUGCUCGCUUGUAGAUAUGUAAUUAGUUGUUUUAUAUUUGCCUUGAAGCUCAUUUAUGUAAGUACCCAAUGUAAAUGUGUGGCCUUGUAUAUCCGCACUUGUCCCUGACUCUAACGCUGAACUGGCUUUCAUUCUUACAGGGAUAUUCAGUUUCAAAUGCUCUCAAUCAAUAUGCUGCUUCAAACACGGAUAUGGCUUUUAUAGCACAAUCAAAAUAAAGUACAAAUUUAAGGUUAACUGGUGAAAUAUGAAUGA